AGUACAGCUGUUCAACUCACAAUGACCGAUUGACCAACAAUUUCUAGCUCUGUAUCGAAACAGAUGACCCGGCGAAAGUGUUAAUCAGCGGGCCAUGUUACGGCAUUAAACGCUAGGGGCGUGCUAGGGCCGCCUUCUCUGCUUUGGAAACCUUGCUUGCUGCUGUUGCCAUGGGAACGAUAAACAGUGUUAGCCAGAUUGGCACGUUCCACUGGGAAGAAGCCGGUAACUUGGUGGUACAGAAAACCUGUGGCACUGCCUGAGGGGCGGCACCCUGACUGUAAGGGAAAUACACUGCAGGGGCAUACAAGCAUUAAAUAUACAGAUCUACAGCUGACGUCCAUUGGCUGUGCAAGAUGAUCGAGACCGUUAUCAAUGUAAAAGGUUUGGUGCCCCCACCCUUACCAGUGGGGCAAAAGAACCCAGCUGCCGACCUCAGAAGAAUGCGCAGAAUUAUUGCGGAAGAUCCAACAUGGUCACUAGCCAUUGUUCCUCGGCUCAGUGACCUCUGCUUGCAACACAUCAUCAAGAACUUUGCACAGAAACCCAUACUUGAGAAGCUGUUGCCUAAGCAUAGAGUGAAGGUGUUGGAGCGCAUCUCCACCUCGCUACCCCUGCAGUUGACGGCCAACCUGAUUGGUUAUGAGAACUAUUGGAGGCGUUGCUGCACUGAGCGCUGGCCGGUGUGUGAUGUCUCUCGCUAUGGAGGCAGUUGGAAGAGAUUAUUCUUUGAGAGGAACCUAGAAUAUCUCAUUGAGCACUUCAUUCCCGACGUGUCUGAUACAGGUCCAAUACUGGAGACUGCAAAGCUAAGCAAGGACUUUGUGAAUAAGCUGGAUAUUAAGGAACUUUUGCCACCAGUGAAGCUGGACACAAAAAAGGACGAUGAGGAAGAUGAGGUUUCAGACACAGGGAGUGAGGCUGGCAUAGAUCUGCCAUCGAUGGACCACUUUGAUUUGGGGCUAAUUGCCCCUCUCCUGCCUGAUCUGGAGGAGCUCCAUCUGGUGUAUGGAGUGAGGAACUGCGGCAUGAAUUUUGAGUGGAACCUCUUCCGCUUUACAGAUCGAGACUGUAACUCACUUGCCCAGACACUCAAGGUGUUCAGGAAUUUAAAGGUUUUCCGACUGCACAAGAGUAAACUGGAUGAUGACAAGGCUCGUAUUGUAGUCAGAAGUUUGUUGAAUCAUCCAGCCCUUGUCCAUUUGGACAUGUCUCACAACCAGAUCUCAGACCGCGGUGCUAGAGCCAUUGCUAAAUUGCUGAAUGAGAGCAGACUGCAGAUCCUCAACCUGAGCAAUAACAACGUAGGACCUCAUGGAGCUAAAGCUAUCGCUCAUGCUCUGGCGAGGAACUCCAUCCUCAGGAACCUCAACUUGAGGCUGAACCACAUUGGAAAUGAAGGUGGACAAAUCCUGUGUAAUGCCCUCCUGCACAAUCUAACCCUAGAAGAACUGCAUUUGGGCAGCAAUGAACUGUCUGAGCCGACUGCCUCUGCCUUGUCCCAAGUCCUGUCUCAGAAUGGCUCACUGAAGUGCCUGAGUCUCUCCUGCAAUCGGAUUGGCCUGGAUGGGGGAAAGCAGCUCCUGGAAGGAUUGUCGGACAACAAAACACUGCUGGAAUUUGAUCUGCGCUUAACUGAGGUGGGACAGGAGAGUGAGUUUUUUAUCAAUCAGGUCCUAAAGCAUAACCAGGAGCGUGCCCGGCAGGGUGAGCACGACACCUCUUCCUAAAACACUUGUAGACUGAAAUCCAAGCUCCCCCCAUACAUUCAAUCCUUGUCAGUUUAAGUGUUUUCAAUAAAUGCAAUUGUAAUAUC
Molecule: messenger RNA, 1816 nt
Organism: Xenopus laevis (African clawed frog)
Lineage: Eukaryota; Metazoa; Chordata; Amphibia; Anura; Pipidae
Gene: drc5.L
Product: t-complex-associated-testis-expressed 1 L homeolog
Exons: 5
Coding region: 357-1730 (457 amino acids)
Biological process (GO): microtubule-based movement
Cellular component (GO): cytoskeleton
Source: RefSeq, a predicted model, not a curated record